AUGAAUUUAAAACCAAUAAAUAAUAGAGGACCAAACAUUACAAAGGUUUAUUUAAAUAUAUAUGAUUUACAUCCAAUAAAUAAUUUUGGACAUUGUUUGGGUGUUGGAUUAUUUCAUUCAGCAGUUGAAAUAAAUGGUAAUGAAAUUGGAUUUAGUGGACAUGAAUGGAGUUUUAGUGGUGUAUAUGAAAUAAAACCAAAAACAGCAACAGGUGUUGUAUUUAGAGAAUCAUUAUAUAUGGGUGAUGUAACAUUAUCAGAAAGACAAAUUCAAUCAUUAAUUGAUAAUAUUGCUGAAGAAUUCCCUGGUAAAUCUUACCACCCUUUAAAAAAAAAUUGUAAUACAUUCUCAAAUGAAUUAAUAAAGAGAUUAUUAAAUAGAGAAAUUCCAAAUUAUAUAAAUAGAUUAGCAUUUAUAGGAACCUUUUUUUCAUGUCUUUUACCUAAAUCAUUUGGAUUUAUACCACAAGAAUCAGCAUCAAAUAGUGUAGAUAGUAAAGGUAAAAGUAGUAAUAAUAGUAGUAGUAGUACAACAAUACCAUUUUCAGGUAAAGGACAUUCAUUAGCAGAUGAUAGUGGUCCAAAGCCAAUUUAUAUACCAGAUGACAAUUAUAAUAAAGAUGGAAGUAGUAGGUUAAAUUUUUAUGGUUCUGAUAAUGAUACAAGUAGUAGUAGUGCUAGUGGUAGUAAUACUAAUUCUCCAAUUAUAUCAAAUGAAAAUGAAGAUGAAAGAAGAAAAAGAAUUUUAUUGGCUGCAAAUAAAAGAUAUAUGCAAAAUAAUGAUAGUAAUAAUAGUAAUAAUAAUAUUGAAUCAUCUUCAUCAUCAAAUACAAAUACAGAAUUUCCAUCAUCAUCAGAUUCAUCGUCAUCAAGUAGUGGUACACCACCAACAUCUUCUGAUUCUUUAUCACCCACAAUUUCAUCACCAUUAAUAUCUGGAAAAUAA
This is a messenger RNA of Dictyostelium discoideum AX4, 945 nucleotides long. RefSeq lists its product as hypothetical. The coding region runs from base 1 to 945 and encodes 314 amino acids. The transcript is spliced from 3 exons. NCBI's taxonomy places the organism in Eukaryota, Evosea, Eumycetozoa, Dictyosteliales, Dictyosteliaceae. Gene Ontology annotation, molecular function: peptidase activity. The record is from RefSeq and is a predicted model, not a curated record.